Macrobrachium nipponense is the source of this 894-nucleotide messenger RNA. Its product is annotated as heterogeneous nuclear ribonucleoprotein U-like protein 1. Lineage: Eukaryota; Metazoa; Arthropoda; Malacostraca; Decapoda; Palaemonidae. Gene Ontology annotation, molecular function: protein binding. The record is from RefSeq and is a predicted model, not a curated record. Bases 1 to 894 code for a protein of 297 amino acids. The transcript is spliced from 6 exons.
AUGAUGCAAAUAACCAAGAGGGAACCAGAUACUAAUCGUGAAGGUCCACCACCAACGGCAUUUUCUGUUAAAGAAUUUGCUGAACCAGAACGAGAACCCUUUGAAAAGAGACGAGGCGAGAAGCGGCAAGCAUCCAGCCAGCGAGGACCCCCAGAUUCCAAGAGAUGUCGUCCUGAAAGCGCUGAUAAACAUACAGAUGAUGAUCCGAAUUAUGAUGAAGAGGCAGUGAUUCUUGACUGGUACAACCGUGAUUUGAGUUUGAUCAUAGAUAAGGAGACCUUCUUGAGUGCAAAACCUAUGACUUCUGAAGAUUUUGCUUAUGCAUGGCAUGGAGUUCGUGCUAGCUAUGGCUUCCUGCGUGGUCGCUUAUUCUAUGAGGUUAAAGUAGAAGAUCACUUGGCAGUUCCUCACCUUGAAGGGGAACAACAUCCUCACAUUGUACGAUGUGGAUGGUCCAUUGAUGAUGCUGGAAUGACGCUUGGAGAGGAACCCUUCAGCUAUGGUUAUGAUGGAAGAGCAAAGGCAUCCACAGAUUUGAAAAUCAAAGAUUAUGGACAACCCUUUGGAAAAGGUGAUGUCAUAGGCUGCUUUUUGGACAUGGAUUCUAAUCCUGUCACCAUGUCAUUUAGUGUGAAUGGGAGGAAUUUUGGGAAGUGCUACGAAGUGUCUCAUCGUAGCCUACAAGGAAAAGCUUUGUUUCCUCACAUCUUGACCAAGAAUUGUACUUUCAAGGUGAACUUUGGGUCAGAGCGUCCGUCGUUCCGGCUCAAGUCAAGAUAUAGAUUUGUUGCCCCAUGGACUUGCCGAGUGCAACGAUCUCGUCAAGAACUGGUUGCAAAACAGUUUCAGGAUCGUCAACCAUUUCUGGAUCUGCAUCAGCUUUGCCCACGUUAA